Messenger RNA from Alligator mississippiensis (American alligator), 8793 nucleotides. RefSeq names its product inka box actin regulator 2 (gene INKA2). Gene Ontology annotation, cellular component: nucleus. NCBI's taxonomy places the organism in Eukaryota, Metazoa, Chordata, Crocodylia, Alligatoridae. Gene Ontology annotation, molecular function: protein serine/threonine kinase inhibitor activity; protein kinase binding. The record is from RefSeq and is a predicted model, not a curated record. Bases 6840 to 7895 code for a protein of 351 amino acids. The transcript has 2 exons.
AGCGGGGUGAGAAGGGACCUCCACAGCGGAUCUGCCCAAACUGAGGGCAGAUUUUGCUGUCCUUCCCUUGAGCGCCGCUCGGCUCUGAAUAGCCAGUGUGUUUCAGCGGGGUCGGGAGGAGCAGCAGCCCUGGAAACACUCAGACGUAUCACUGCUGAUAUCGUAGCCGUCUCUGGGAAAGCUUUCUGCUUGGACUUCGACACUUGGGCGUCUGCACUUGUGAACAUUGCGGGUCUGCCUCCACUGGCACAGCGACUAGGAGGAGACCCUGACCGGUUCACUUGCAUUGCAUUCAGGUCCCUUCCGACCCUAACGUCUAUGAAUCUAUUGCGUAAAAUAGGACAGGCAACCGAGACAGAUGUAGCUGUCACAGCCGCCAGGUAUUACUGGGGACGCAGGUGCGGUGUGAACGAUGUUACGAACAAUAUGUAUUUUCAAUCCUCUAUUCCGAAAAUUAAGCUUGUAAAAAAAAAAGUCAGAGCAGCGUUUAUUUAGGAGCCUAAAUGUGGCCUCUGUAUUUGAAAAUGCCUUAUUUUUUAACAUGGCAGUGGCCUUUUAGGAGAUGGACACGCAGGGUUCUGGGGUAGGACGCUUCUAGCUAAGGUAGGACGAGUAUAUUUGCAAGUGAUUUGCAUUUGACAGAAGCCAAAAAUUAUCUGCUUGAGGACCUCAAGAUCUUCCUAAACAUUGCCAUUGUUAGGGGAUGCUGCUUUUUGACAGAACGUAGGGCCAGGUUUAUAAAUAGUUGGUCAUAGAAAGCAGAUCUUGCAGAGAGAGACCUGUGCACAUGCUUAGCUUUGCACCCUGUGAGCAGUGACCUCAGACUUCAGUAUGACUACCCACAGGGCAGAGAAUUAAAUACAAGCUUAAAUCUGUGCAGGAUUACAGCUUAAAAUAGUCCCUCCCUCAUUCCCCUGGUUUUUCAUUACACUAAAGUGCACAUUUAUUUCUGUAGCAAAGUCCACGCUAUCAGAGUACAGUCUGAACAUGCACGCUCCUCUGAGCAAAACAGUGCCACAAAGCAUCAGGUGCUGGUGGUCACUGCUGUAGGCAGUAUGGCAAACCUUCUGCAAUUAUUAAUUUCGUGAGCUGCCUAACUGAGCUGCAAAUUACAUUCAGGAGGGCAGGAGAACUGUAUUAAUUAAAGUAAUCAUAAAUUACAUUCCCUACAAUAAAAUACUUUAAAAAUCAAUACCUUCCAGAUAGCCUGGGAUUAAAAUAGAUGAACUUUCCCUUAAAAGCAGGCAAGCAAUUUAGUAGACAGCUGGGAGCGUCUGUGCUUAAUGGUGGGUGGGAAUUGAAUCUCCUGACCCUGCCUUCUCCACCACUUUCUUCAUUACCAGGCAGGUCAUGACUCCAGAUAUUAAUGCACCAGAACCAAACACCAUGUGGGGGGCGGGAUGGAAAAAAAAAUUGGUCCCUUUGUAUUGCCAAAUAAGGACAAUGAACACCCUAUGUGCAGUUAAGGAGGUGUCCAAUUUUAUGGCACGAGUUUGAAUUUAAUAACACGCUGAUUUGCAUUAUACACAACAGGCAGUCAAACCCCGUGGGGAGGGAAGGAAUAAAUGUAUGCAGUCAGGAGGCACCGUAAAGACGGCCCAUCGAAAGAACCAGUCUUUUUGUGGCUGGUCAGUGUAACUGGAGGAAAGUUAAAGAGUCAGAUUUGCAGAAGCCCAGUUUGGGAGCGGGAGAAAAGGGAGAAACUUGGCCGAGCUCCCAGUUCACAGAGGGAAGGGUAACUGCAAAUGUAAUCCUAUCCCAGUGCCAGCGUGGGAUUCGUGGAGUCCAUUUCUUCUCCCCCCCCCCCCACCCUUUUUGCCUGUUGAAAAGCUACGUCAGAGUGCAAAUCCUUGGCGCUUGGCUUGGGCUGCAGGUGUUGCAGGCACUUGCCCUGCCAGCCCAUCUAUCGUAGCACAAGCUGUCACUGAGCCGAGCAGGGCAGCCGUCUCACACAGAGCUCAGGUCUGGACAUGCUUUAACCCGUUUUCACAUUGCCCUCCAAGAAAGCCAGUUCAGCACUCGCAUGCGGUCACGUCCCAGUUCACCGGGUGAGAAGCCCUUCAUAUCCCAGUUGCUUGUUUUCCAUCAGAGCUGAUGGUCGUCAGCAGCUCUGACGCCCCUCUGCACUGGAAUUCAGUCUGGUCAUUUGACUCUUCGGCGCACAGUGUUUUCAAGGCAGGAUCGUCUCAGCUGACUUUCAUUCUUCAUAAGAGCAAGCGAUGUGGUACAGACAUAGGACUCUAGAGUUUGGAUUGCACGGACUGAGCGCUGGACCAGAGCUGGUCCUAUCUCGGUCACUCUCUAGGCCUGUGUUAGGAACUCAUGGGUGCUGUACCAUGCUGCACGGCCCCUCGAGGGAGGCUGUCAAAGCACACGGCAAAGUCUUUGGUGCCACUGCAAGCAACAGCAAAACUCCUGUGACAGCGUUGGAACAAGAGUCUGACCACGAUCCCAAGUACCUGCCUUUGCGAGACACGCAAGCAUCCUCUCCAUUGAGCAGGAAAAUCAACUUGAGCAUAGGAAAGCAAUCUGGUUUGCACGGGGCCACACAGUCAAGCACGGACUGGAGCAGAGGAGCCCCCAUUUCUAGCUCCCCUGCUCAGAGCACCAAACAGCAGCAUAAUAAUUUAGAGCAUAUGAUUUCUCAGCAGUUUUGGACUGUAAGCUCCCGGGGACAAGGGAUGUUUUCUUGUGACACUGUCAUAUAAAACGGGAUGCAGGCAGGAGGCUCGGACACUGCAGCGAGACACAAAAGCAAACGGGCUGUGGUUCAGCUGAAGUGACUUUACCACUAGGCUGCAUUUGGGUUUUAUGGAAGCACAGUUCAGGUUAAAGUCUACCCCAAACUUCCUGCCUCCUAUUUGGCUAGCUGUCAGUAGCAUCUCGAGCUGAAUAGUAAAACCAAACACAAAACCUGUUGAGCUAAUUUCCUGCUCAUAAAGUCAGCUGGGAUAUUGAAAACCCUGGGAAAAAAAUGCUAUUCAUGCUAUGUGAAAAAAAAGAGAGAGAGAGCAAACAAAUGAGGAUCAGGAAGCCAAACAUGGUAUCUUUCCAAUUUCCUGCCCAUAAAUUCAAGGGCAAUGCUAGGGAACUGCAGCAGGACAAGGGAAAUGCAGGGCUCUGGAGGAAUAUUUAUGGCAUGGCCUUGCAAGUGACUUAGCUAAGUGCAGCUUGCACAAAUAUUUAUGCCUGAAGGUCUUGCUGUGGCAUGAAUGGGAAAAUGCUGCCAGCCUCCACUUCAGCCCGGUUUCAAACAAGCAAGCGAAAUAUUGUCUUCAGGCUCUGAAGUCAGUGCAUUCACCUGCCUGUAAGACCUGGUCAGAGGGAGCUGGAAGCCCUUGUGCAAUCUGAGAGAUGCUGUGCAAAGUCGGGACCUUUAUCCCAUGAAAAGGGGUUGCCUGUCAUGACUCUUCAUUCUGCAAAACCCCAAAGAAAGCCCAUUCCACUGGACCCACUGGGAGUCAUAGAUCUUGCUUAGCUAGGUCCGACCCAAGUCUAGCAGCUCGCCCUGUGUGGGAGUGGGGUUAUGGAAAUGCUUUCUUAAUACUGGGUUUGAUUUGCCCUUCUUGAUGACUGGGGAGGUCCUUGGCACUUGGGCAAAAUGAAGGAAAAAUGUUCCCAAAUCAGCAGCACCCUUUGCAUGAAGAAAGUGCAGGACAGUGAGUGGGCCCGAUUCUCCUCUUAACAAAAUGCCAAUGAAGAGUAGUUUACCUGAAGUCCAUCGUUACCCCGGUGUACCUGGGACCAGACAUGGGGUUGUAAUGCGGAUUAAAAACUAGCAGCAGUCUAAACCUUGUUUGCGGCAUUGUGAUUCUUCUUAGGGAACCCAGCAUCUCUUGCAGCGUUUUGUUCAAGAUACAGUGUUUGACAACAUCAUCUGCUUUUAAACAAGAAAAUAUUGCUUAGAAUUGAAACCUCCUUUACUCCAUUUAUACAGCGUCCAGGUCUGGUGCUUGGGGCAGCCUCUGUUUUAACAGCUCGCGUUACGGCCGACAGUCUAGCGCGCCUUACUAUGAACAUCUCAGGAAUCGAGCCCUUGUUGCGAGUGACAGAAUACAGACGCUUUAUUUUUACACCCUCUUUCUUGCUGAGUCCUGUUCUGGUAACUGGGGGUUGUACUGGCAAAAUGUCCCAAUACUGUUUUCCUGAAAAGGGAGAGGCUGUCUGGGUGAGCUGCCAGUGAAGUUUUGGGUGAGGUCGGUUAGCCCCUAUGACAAUCCCAUGGGGUUGUUACCUGUCUGCGUCUGCAGACUUCACAGGUAGAGAAGUUUGUGGUCAAUCCAGAACAGAAAUGUAAAGAUCCGGGAGUGGGAUUCCCCAAGGGCCUGUCGUCAUCAGAGAGCAAGCACUGUGCUCUUUCAGUUAUCGCUGUUUGUUAUAAACUGUGCUCGGCCCCGUGCAGCAUAGUACAACGCACAAGUUAGGAUGGCAGAGAAGGAAACAGCAGGACAGGCAGAGGGGGCCAGGUCUGGCUCUGUUUAGGUGCAGAAAGGAUGGUUCAGGUGUUAGCUUGGGAUUUGGGUGACCCAUGCUCUACCACUGACUCCUUUUGUGGCCUUGGGCAAGUCACCCGGCUUCUCUGUGCCUCGGUUCCCCACCUGUACAAGGCAACAUUUCCCUGCUCGCUAGAGUAGGGGCAACACACGGACAACUGUGCUCGGAGGCUGGGGAAUUUCUGGGCAUCGAAACCCUGCAGGCUGGUGGGGCGGGAGGAAGGGAGCUGUCUGAUGGGCACCCCCUGAAAAGACUUCCCCCUCUUUUUCAACCGACCCUUUAUCUGGAGGCAGCUCUCUUUGCCCACACUCUGCUGACCAUGCUUCCUUACACAUCGCCUGUGUCCCAGCACCCCUCGACUCCCCGCUGAGGACCUGCCUGCCUGCCAGGCCAGACGACUUGGCAGAGGAAAACAGAAAUAGGCACUGACAAGCAAGCAAAUGAGAAGCGUUGAGUCACUUGGAAAAGCGCAUCUCGAAAGACUAUAUCUGCCCACAACACGUCUUCAUAUCCCCAGGUUGUCUCAGGAGCAGCAACGGACUGAGGCAGGGGAGAGACCUGCUGGUUGGAACAGGAGAGAACGAAGAAUGGUUGAGAUUCAGGAAGAAAGCCGAACCUCUUAAGUCCUGGAAAGAUCAUUUGCAGAUUAGCAGCAUAGUGUCAGCCUUAAAAUACCUUUGACUCCUGGCUUUGGAAGGUAAAAGCCUUGGUGGAUUGGCCCGGGCUGAGGUGAGAUUAGACCUUCUGGCUGACUUUGCGGCCCGGGAGAAGCUCUGUGCCACGUGGAGCUUCCCUGGCGGGCAUCAAAACCGGCCCAGCUGGCUGCGUAUCCCCGCACGCAGGAGCACCCCGGGACAGAGGAGGGCACAGCUGGCCUGUAUUGCACCCUGGCAGCAGCUCCCCUGGCCACUGCGAUGCUUCAGAUGGCAUGAUGUUGCGUCUGCAACCCCCCAGGACCAAAGCACAGCAACACCACCCUGAGCUGGGUUUGCACCUCCACGUCCCCCAUUUCACUGUGCCCGAGGGUGAACUGGCCCCACGAAGACCGGAUUGUCCAUUUCCACUCCCACCUGCGUAAUCUGGGGGUAUCGAGAAACCUCCGUUCAGCUUUAUGCUGACUUGUUGAUUUCCUGCCUCUUUUUUCUCUUAAAGAAGCAAUUAAGGGCUUUGGUCGCUGGUUUAGCUCCUGAGAAGCCCCUCCGGGACUGCGGCUUGUUUGUUCGGCUCUGAUCCCUCUGAGAGGCAUUGGAGACCCCACAACCUCUGGCAGAGCGAGCAGUUUGGGGAAGGCAGGAGAGCGUUUUGGACUCACCCCAGGGCAGCUGCAUAAACUCAGGGCCCAAGAACAGGGCUGCCAGGUGCCGGGAAGGCAGAAUAUUGGAUCAGAUCCUGGCUCCCUUGACAGUGAUCUGCAAAGGAAAAAAAAAUUUGGGCUCGUGCCCUUGCUCGCUCCUUUGUAACGAAGAAUGUCCCGGAAGCGGCAAGUUCUUUCAAUCAGUGUAUGGGUGUUGAUUGACUUUUACAGUUUAAUUUUGUGUUUGCGACGCAGAGUCGGGUUUUGUUUGCUCUGAAAGAUACCGCAGCUAAGUGCAUGGAGGAUGGGCAAAAUGAUGCCGUCCCACGGGUCAGGGGAGCAAACGUGAGCCACCGAGAAAGGCAAGUGAGAGUGAAUUGGUUUGAAACUGCUUGGUUACGUUAACCACCAUGUCAUGUCUAAUCUUGUUCUUCCAGCCAAACUCAGGGAAGAGGAGGCCUGAAAUUUCAAACAUUUCCAUGAUAAAACCAAGCAGUAAUGAAAGGAGCCCCCUUUACCAGAAAAGUCCGAGUAAGGCAUAACCUCAGCACGAAAAUCCCUCUCGAGUGACCACUGAAUUCAGCUCCCACAAAGAGCGAGGUUCUCAAUCCAGGGGCAAACACAGAGACCAAAGGAGCAGCUCCAGUCUAAAAAAAAGGGCCCCUAUUAUAUCAUCCUUUUUAAAUACCGACUGUUGUUUGUUGCUGGCUCUGUUGCCUCUCGGCAUUAUUAUUAAGAGCUGCUAUUGCAGCCUGCUCCUUCCUGUUCCCUUAGCAAUGACUUCCUCUCACAGCACUUCUUUUCCCUAAGAGCUGGACAUCUGUCUUCCUCCUCAUUAGGACAAACACUCUCAAAGCCCUUCUUUAUGAUUCUCUCCAGUCAGCUGGAAGCUAUGAUGUGUUAUCUAUUCAUUUUUUUUUUCCAAUCAGCACCAAAAUAUUGCUGUCGUCCAGGGCAGUCUAGAGAUGGGCUGGGAAUAAGAACAACGUUGGCUGGAGGAGAGUGGUUAGAGCAGAAUUCCUGAGCUCAGGCCUCAAUAGGAAAUUUAUCCAUGAAGGAGGUUGGAGACGGGCUGCAUGAACAGAUGAACUGCAUGAUGGGUGCCCUGCAAGAGUUGAAACUCCUCCAGGUCCAGACAGCUUUGGAGCAGUUGGAGAUUUCAGGGAGUCGCAACCCGGUCUCCGGCGCUGGGCAGCAGCACCAGUGCUGUCGAAAUGGCAGAGAGGGGCCCAAAGCCAGGCUGGAAACCAGCAGGCAGAACGAGAGGGUGGGCAAGAGAUCGGUGGAGGAGCGCAGCUCCCUGGCUAUGGCCAACCCCACCCAGACGCACCCAUCUGCCAGCCUGUUUGGCCCCGUUACUUUGCCAGACAGCGGCCACCACAGACACGUGGCUUCCUCCUUCAGGAAUAUCUAUAGCGAAGACUAUUAUCAUGUUAACAGACCUUCCUCGACCCUGACCGCAGCAGAGUAUUGCCCGCCAAGGACAUUUGAGUCGGCCAGUUUGGGCUCGACCGGAAGCCAGCUUUGCAGAGACACGCGCGGCCUCCCCCAGAGCCCGCCUGGCAGUCGAGCCGGCUGCAGGGAGUGCCAGCUGUCGGACGAUGCCAACGACUGGACUUCCUCCCUGAUGUCUCAGAGCAGAAACCGGCAGCCUCUGGUCUUAGGGGAUAACAUCUUUGCAGAUUUGGUUGGGAACUGGUUGGAUCUGCCAGAGCUGGAUAAAAAGGGCGAGAAGAGCGAGCCCUCCCUCUCGCCCAGUAAGUCUCAGGAGUUCUGCAGGAAGUUCUCCCUCACCACCAACAUUUUCAAGAAGUUUCUGAGAAGCGUCCGGCCGGAUAGGGACAGGCUCCUCAAGGAAAAACCAGGCUGGCUGCCCGCGGGAGGCAGGGAGACGGAGCUCUCCAAGAGACCCAAAAAGGCCAGCAAACAGAAAGGGACGUUUUACUUUCCCCUCCAUGGGAACAUGCAGAACAAUCACAGCAAAGCGGAGAGGUGCCCCAAGAUGGAAACAAGCGGUGACAAAUCCAAGCACUGUGCCAAGAAGGUGCACGACACCAUCGACUACACCCAGUCAGGCUUCGAUAUUAAUACGGCUGUUUGGGUCUGAGCUCCCCUGCUCAGCCGUCGUGUUUGAAACCAGAGAUGAGCUGGAGGGCACACACGGCCGCACGCGAGACCCCUCCACACCUCUGCCACGCCACGUGCCGGGGGAAACGGAGGGCAUGCAGUGCAGUGCACUUCAGGCCCACGUAAGGACAGCUUCACGGCAGCCGCUGGGGAAGGAAGCCGGAGCAGCAGCUGAAUCAGGAUGUGUGCCGAAGCUUGCCAGAGCCGGCGAGAGUAACGUGAAUCCUUGACCGCUGGCAGUGCCACGGAGACCCAAUUCCCUUCCCAGUUUGCAACUCUCACUGGUUAUGGCAGCUUCCAUGUGGUUCAUCUCUGGUUAAAAUAGAUGCACUACAUAAAACGCGGUGUGUGUGCGUGCGUGUGCACUAUAUAUAUAUAUAUAUAUAUAUAUAUCUAUUUUUAAAAAAAAAUCUACUCUUCCUCGUGUGCACUUAAUACUGGGUUACAAACCAAGCAACUCAAAAGUUGAUCUCAAAGCACUUAAUAUUUAAAUGAAAAGAGUUAGGUAUGACUUGACGAGAGGCACUGAACCGUUGUUAAAGCCGGGUGUGGAUGCCUGAGCAUCACACCACAUUUCAGCUAUUCUCUUUUUUCAAAGGUGUCUCCAGUAUAGUCACCAUGUCUGUGCUUACCAGUGUCAGUUUAACCUGUAGCGAGUAACCAGAUCCAUGCUUGGAAAUUUGUGAUGUCCAGAAAUCCUUCGCCCAUUUUGCUUAACCCUUCAUGGCCUUAACCUCAGAUGCCGCGCUGAGACUUUAUGUCGGGUUGUUGGGAUUUUUUAAGUGUUGUUGUGUACAGAUUUAGCCUUGAGAGAACAGAGUUCUUCAGUGUUCAGCUCUCCAAGAGCUCCUAAUAAAGAGAUGUCAAAGUCUUCCAAA